Messenger RNA from Linepithema humile (Argentine ant), 1778 nucleotides. RefSeq names its product gastrulation defective protein 1 homolog. NCBI's taxonomy places the organism in Eukaryota, Metazoa, Arthropoda, Insecta, Hymenoptera, Formicidae. Gene Ontology annotation, molecular function: protein binding. The record is from RefSeq and is a predicted model, not a curated record. Gene Ontology annotation, cellular component: nucleus; site of double-strand break.
AGUAAGGAGAGCGACGAGGAUGAUGACCUUAUUGGCCCACCAAUACCACUUGAGUUAUCUACUACUUUAGAUACAAAAAAGGAUUCAGAUACGAGAAAAAAGAAGGAAGAGGACGACGACGAGAGCGACAAUGAUGAUAACGAAGAAUCAUCUGACACCGAAGAAGAAAUAACGCUGAAAAAUAAAAUUCCUUGCAUUCAAGAGGUCUCAAUGGUUCAUGGCACUAAAGCAGUCAUUGCAAUCGCAGCGGAUCCAUCUGGAGCUCGAUUAGCAUCAGGAUCUGUCGAUUACGACGUCUGCUUCUGGGAUUUUGCUGGUAUGGACACGUCUAUGAAAAGUUUCAGGACCUUACAGCCCUGUGAAAACCAUCCUAUCAAGUGUUUGCAGUAUUCCAUGACAGGAGAUGUGAUACUGGUGAUAUCCGGAUCGGCGCAGGCAAAAGUCUUGGAUCGAGACGGCUUCGAGAAGUGUGAAACUGUGAAAGGCGAUCAGUACAUCACAGACAUGGCGCGUACAAAAGGUCAUACUGCUAGUCUGAACAGUGGCUGUUGGCAUCCGUUCAUUAAAGAGGAAUAUCUGACUUGUUCUCAAGACAGCACUUGCAGAAUAUGGGUACUUUAUAGACCACGUGGACACAAGAAUCUGAUAAAAUGCAGAGCGCAAAAUGGUGUGAAGACUAUACCUACCACUUGCGCUUACAGUCGAGAAGGCGCAGCUGUCGCGUGCGGAUGUAUUGAUGGCUCAAUUCAGAUGUGGGAUCACAGAAAGAACUUUGUGAACCCGUCUCUCAUUCUGAGAAACGCGCACAUGCAGGGCAGCGAAAUAUCAAGCUUGAGCUUUUCAUACCUUGGACAGAUGCUGGCAAGCAGAGCUUGUGACGAUACUCUGAAACUGUGGGACUUGCGAGCGUUUAAAUCGCCAGUCUUCGAAACAAAGGGAUUGUACUCGCGUUACGAUACAACGGAUUGCAUGUUCAGCCCGGAUGAUUCGAUGAUUGUUACAGGAGAAUCCUUAAAUAAGGGGAUAACAACUGGCAGGAUAUUAUUCUAUGACAGUAAAACGUUUGACUUGGUCAGGGAAAUUCCUGUGACAAAUUCACAUGUAAUCAAAACACUGUGGCAUCCAAAGUUAAACCAGGUGUUUGUCGGCUGUGGCAACGGCAUUGUCAAAGUUUACUAUGAUCCCAAGAAGAGCAUGAGAGGCGCCAAGUUGUGUGUUGUCAAGACACACAUGAAGCAGAAGCACAUCGAGAUAAUGUCUACUCAACAGAUUAUAACGCCUCACGCACUCCCCUUAUUCCGCCAGGACAGACCCAAGUCAGUUCGCAAGCAGAUGGAAAAAGAUAGGCUUGAUCCAGUUAAAUCGAGACGCCCUGAUCUGCCUAUCACCUCUGGACAAGGCGGAAGAGUAGCAUCUUCAGGAGGAACGCUCAGUUCUUAUGUCAUACGUAAUCUCGGACUGAGCAAACGAAUAGAGGACGAUCAGGAUCCCAGGGAAGCUAUUCUGAAGUACGCAAAAAUAGCGGAAGAGGAGCCAUACUGGAUCGCACCAGCAUACAAGAAGACUCAACCAAAAACAAUUUUCCAACCCGAUGAUCCAGAAAGUGGACCGAGUAAUAAGAAGCAGAAAACGUAAAUUGAUAUAUUGUAUAUACAACCGUGUCACAUGUGUAAUUUUGUGUAUCUGUAUAGUGCGUAUAUGGUGAAUUUUGUUUAAACACACAACUUUAUUGUAAUAUAAGUUAUAUUUCAUAAGAAUAUUGUACAUAAUGCAUUAUA